This is a messenger RNA of Aspergillus saccharolyticus JOP 1030-1, 868 nucleotides long. RefSeq lists its product as uncharacterized. Gene Ontology annotation, cellular component: mitochondrial matrix. The transcript has 2 exons. Gene Ontology annotation, biological process: mitochondrial respiratory chain complex IV assembly. The record is from RefSeq and is a predicted model, not a curated record. Lineage: Eukaryota; Fungi; Ascomycota; Eurotiomycetes; Eurotiales; Aspergillaceae. Bases 227 to 637 code for a protein of 136 amino acids.
CCACCCCUCCACCCCUCCCCCAAUUCCCUUGACAUCUUGAUCUGCACCUCCUCCCGUGCGGUCCUUGCGCUUGACUUGCUUGGUCGAGGGGCAAUGCCGUUCUUUUUUUUCCUUUCUGUACACUUCCCUUGAGUCAAUUCUCACUCAAUUGCUGCGAGACAAGCACUACAGCCCUGCCCACUCAUUUCUUGAGGACCGCUCAAUUGCAUCCAUUUAACAGCCGACAAUGCCCCCUCAUCUUCAUCCUCGCUCGCGGUCGACGAGCUCCCUCUUUGCAGCUACCCUCCUCGCAUCUCUCUUUGUCGUCGGCCUGCCACAUGUGUUUCCCUGCCCAGCGCCCCGCCGCACUCUUGCCGACUCCGAGAUGACCGUCAACGCAGACGGCCAACAGAUUCCGCGGGUGCGACGAAGAAGACGGAAGGACGCGGAAUCCUUCGUUCCGGAGGACAAGCCCUUAGCUCAAACACCCAUGGCCAGCGAUGAAGAAGUCUCUACCUUUCUACAACUCGAAGCAGAGGCUGCUCAGCUGUCUCAAGCGGGCCGGGAGUGUCCGGUGCCCAAACCGAAAGGCAUCUUGGGUGAUCUGCUGGGAUUCACAAAUCGCGGGGACACACCAUCACAACCACCAUCGAUGUGAGGUGAUUUUUUCAGCGCUAUGGAAGUAUUUUGGAAGGGAAUAGCGGACUAGUAUUGUGAAUUGGCCAAUGGAGGCCAUGUAGGAUUCAUUGGAAGGAAAAGUGGUUGAUCCGGGGGUCUUUCCCAGGAGCUCACCAUCUCCACGGCAGUUAUAUACCCAUCUUUGUAUCGAUAGUGUACUCAUAGGCACGACUUAUGUGACUACAUAGAAUCAACUUGAACUGAAUAUGAC